Messenger RNA from Clupea harengus (Atlantic herring), 1897 nucleotides. RefSeq lists its product as uncharacterized. Gene Ontology annotation, biological process: regulation of transcription by RNA polymerase II; embryo development. The record is from RefSeq and is a predicted model, not a curated record. Gene Ontology annotation, cellular component: nucleus. Lineage: Eukaryota; Metazoa; Chordata; Actinopteri; Clupeiformes; Clupeidae. Gene Ontology annotation, molecular function: RNA polymerase II transcription regulatory region sequence-specific DNA binding; DNA-binding transcription factor activity, RNA polymerase II-specific.
AAUGGAUGUCCGUUUGUCACCAUCCCACGGUUACCAAGAAGCCAUCAUUAAACAAGAAAAGGAUAUUCCUGACCAGAAGCUUAUUGUGAUCAAUCAAAAGGAGCAAACUAUGUUAGGAAUGUCCAUCAUGAAACAGGAAGAUAAGAGGCCUAAUCUGAGAGUAACUAUGUCUAUAAAGAAACAGAAGAUGACUGAAAUGGAAGCAGUGGCUCCAGAACAGGAUGUGGAGACCCUUGGUAGUUCUGGUAGCAGUCCUUCUGCAAUCAAGGACAAUGAUGCCCAUACUAAAGUGAAACUCAAUCGUGUUCGUCAGAGUGGAAAGAAACGUGGAAGGCCUGCUUUACAGAGGCCAGUUCAGUGCACAUACUGUGAGAAGACCUGCAAAUGCCAUGGUAGACUUAAAGUACAUUUGAGAACACACACUGGAGAGAGACCCUAUGAGUGCUUAAAGUGUGGGAAAGGUUUUUCACAGGCUAGUGUACUGAAAAACCACCAGACAGUACAUACAAAUGAAAAGCGUUUUCCGUGUACCGAGUGUGGACAUUUUUUCACAUCAUUAAGAGGUCUGAAAGUGCACACGCGAAUACACACAGGAGAAAAACCCUAUGAAUGCACCUUCUGUGGAAAGCAGUUUAGACAGUCAGGAAAAUUGAAACCACACUCGUAUAAACAUACAGGUGAAAGGCCAUAUCAGUGCCGUCUAUGUGGUAAGGACUUUGCUAGGUCUGAACAUCUUGAGAGACACCAGAUUGUGCAUACUAGAGAGAGACCACAUCUCUGCCGAUAUUGUGGGAAAGGCUUUUCUACAACAUAUGCUCUUAAAAUACACCAGAGGAUUCACACAGGGGAAAAGCCCUAUCCUUGCACAUUAUGUGGCAAGAGCUUUAGCCAGUUAUCAAGCCUAAAAUCCCAUUCAGCCUCACAUGCAGAAGAUAAGCCUUACCCUUGCACCCAGUGCAGCAAGACAUUUGCUAUACCAACGCACCUUAAAACGCACCAGCGUAUCCACACUGAACAGAAACUAUACUUCUGCUCACAAUGUGGGAAGUGUUUUCCUAAAUUAUGGGGCCUCAAACAACACCAGAAGGCCUUACCACUGUGUACACUGUGAAAAGAACUUCAGUAAUAAAGGAGCCCUCGAAACCCAUCAAGCAGAACAUGACAGAAACAAAGAAACGCCUUUUCCUUGCUUUGCCUUGUCUAUGAAUUAACAAGUAUGUUAUCCUGAAAAAAAUAUAUAUAUAUGUGAUACCACAUCUGCCUUUUGACACCAUGAUCCAUUCUAAUCACUCAGAAAUGUCUAUAUUACUACUUGUAUAGAGGUUACCAGCCUGACAAAGGCUGUGUCCUGCAAUUUAAAUAACAGAGCACUUACAAGAAGUUAGAUGUGUCAGGGUGUCAAAGAGUUUGCUAAUUUCAGCCUUAUGGGCAAUCAGGGCUCCAGCAGCGGUGGUAAAAUUGCAGCUCUUUUAUACUGGACCUCAAGUGUGUUAAACGGUAUGUGUAAGCACUGUCUGUGUAAAUAUGGACACAAACAUCAGAUUAUAAAGCAAUUUUAAAAUUGUGCUAUACUAGCCUCAGCUCUCUGUCCCCAAGUCAAACAUUUCCCCCAGUCUUUUACCAUGGGAAGACCUAAGGUCCACAUCUGUUGAUCUCUCAUUCAUGUUUUUAGCAGCUGUAUCAAUUAUAAAACUCUUUUUAUAGGUAGUUCUGGUAGCAGUCUUCUGCAAUCAAGGACAAUGAUGCCCAUACUGCCCAUACUAACUCAAUCGUGUUCGUCAGAGUGGAAAGAAACGUGGAAGGCCUGCUUUACAGAGGCCAGUUCAGUGCACAUACUGUGAGAAGACCUGCAAAUGCCAUGGUAGACUUAAAGUACAUUUGAGAACACACACUGGAG